AUGCGUAUCAACUCUGUUGCCGCUGCCGUUGGUGCAGCUCUGCUGGCCCAAGGCGCAUAUGCCGAGGACACCAAGGAGGAGACUGCCUCGUCGGUAGCCCCCCAGGCGCCCACCUUCACACCCUCCAGCAUCAAGGGUGAUUUCGUCGAGCAGUUUACCGACGAUUGGGAGGAGCGGUGGAAGCCUUCGCACGCCAAGAAGGACACCAAAGGCUCCGAGAAGGAGGAGGAGGAGUGGGCAUAUGUCGGCGAGUGGUCAGUCGAGGAGCCUUCGGUGUACAAGGGCAUCGAGGGUGACAAGGGCCUGGUCGUCAAGAACAAGGCUGCCCAUCAUGCCAUCUCGGCCAAGUUCCCCACACAGGUCGACAACACGGGCAAGACCCUGGUUGUGCAGUACGAGGUCAAGCUCCAGAACGGCCUCGAGUGCGGUGGUGCGUACCUGAAGCUUCUUCGCGACACGGAGGCGCUCCACCAGGAUGAGUUCGCCAACACGACACCGUACGUGAUCAUGUUCGGCCCCGACAAGUGUGGCCACACCAACAAGGUGCACUUCAUCUUCAAUCACAAGAACCCCAAGACGGGCGAGUAUGAGGAGAAGCACCUGAACAGCCCUCCGUCUGCCAAGAUUGUCAAGACCACGGAGCUGUACACGCUCGUCGUCCACCCCAACAACACGUAUGCCAUCCAGCAGAACGGCGAGACUGUCAAGGAGGGCAGCCUUCUGGAGGACUUCACGCCGGCCGUCAACCCGGCCGAGGAGAUCGACGACGCCGAGGACAAGAAGCCCGAGGACUGGGUUGACCAGGCCCGCAUCGCGGACCCGGAGGCCACGAAGCCCGAGGACUGGGACGAGGAGGCACCGUUUGAGAUUGUCGAUGAGGAGGCUACCAUCCCCGAGGACUGGCUCGAGACCGAGCCUCUGUCGGUGCCGGACCCGGAGGCUCAGAAACCGGAGGACUGGGACGACGAGGAGGACGGCGACUGGAUCCCGCCUACCGUGGCCAACCCCAAGUGCGCCGAGGUGUCUGGCUGCGGACCCUGGAUUCAGCCCAAGAAGAAGAACCCCGAGUACAAGGGCAAGUGGAACGCACCGCUCAUCGACAACCCGGCCUACAAGGGCGUGUGGGCCCCCCGCAAGAUCAAGAACCCCGACUACUUUGAGGACAAGACGCCGUCGAACUUUGAGCCCAUUGGCGCUAUUGGCUUCGAGAUUUGGACCAUGCAGAACGACAUCCUGUUUGACAACAUCUACAUUGGCCACUCGGUGGAGGAUGCUCGCAAGUUUGCCGAGGAGACCUACUUCCAGAAGAUUACGGUCGAGAAGGCGGUUGAGCAGGCCGAGAAGCCCAAGGCUGAAGACAAGCCCAAGUCCCUGGCCGACCUGAAGUUCACGGAGGACCCGGUCACGUACGUAAAGGAGAAGAUCGACCUCUUCAUGACGAUCGCGGCCAAGAACCCGGUCGACGCGAUCAAGUUCGUGCCCGAGGUGCCGGCGGCGCUUGGCGCGAUCCUGGUGCUCCUGAUUGGCGGCAUUGUGGCCCUGAGCAUUGGCGGAAAGCCGGCGCCGGCACCGAAGAAGAAGGUGGAGACGGAGAGCAAGGGCAAGGACAAGGCGGAGGCGUCGACCACGGGUGCGGACGCGAGCAAGGAGGGUGUGACCAAGCGCACGACGCGGAGCCAGUCGUAA
Molecule: messenger RNA, 1686 nt
Organism: Grosmannia clavigera kw1407
Lineage: Eukaryota; Fungi; Ascomycota; Sordariomycetes; Ophiostomatales; Ophiostomataceae
Product: calnexin precursor
Exons: 4
Coding region: 1-1686 (561 amino acids)
Biological process (GO): protein folding
Cellular component (GO): endoplasmic reticulum; endoplasmic reticulum membrane
Molecular function (GO): calcium ion binding
Source: RefSeq, a predicted model, not a curated record